Messenger RNA from Diceros bicornis minor, 2086 nucleotides. It is a transcript of the gene MCHR1, whose product is annotated as melanin concentrating hormone receptor 1. The coding region runs from base 128 to 1189 and encodes 353 amino acids. Gene Ontology annotation, biological process: neuropeptide signaling pathway. Gene Ontology annotation, cellular component: membrane; neuron projection. The transcript is spliced from 2 exons. NCBI's taxonomy places the organism in Eukaryota, Metazoa, Chordata, Mammalia, Perissodactyla, Rhinocerotidae. The record is from RefSeq and is a predicted model, not a curated record. Gene Ontology annotation, molecular function: melanin-concentrating hormone receptor activity; neuropeptide binding.
GCUGCCAGGCUGCCGAGGAAGACCCCCUUCUGGACUGCGGGGCUCGGGCUCCGGGACAAGCCGUGGGCGCUGGAGGCUGCCGCAGCCUGCGUGGGUGGACCGGCGCGCGGGCGACGGGCAGGGCAGGAUGGACCUGGAAGCCUCCCUGCUGCCCACCGGCCCCAAUGCCAGCAACACCUCAGAUGGCCCGGAUAACCUUACCUCGGCCGGGCCACCUGCUCGCACAGGGAGUGUCUCCUACAUCAACAUCAUCAUGCCUUCAGUGUUCGGCACCAUCUGCCUACUGGGUAUCGUUGGGAACUCCACGGUCAUCUUCGCGGUGGUGAAGAAGUCCAAGCUGCACUGGUGCAGCAACGUCCCCGACAUCUUCAUCAUCAACCUCUCGGUGGUGGACCUCCUCUUUCUCCUGGGCAUGCCCUUCAUGAUCCACCAGCUCAUGGGCAAUGGCGUCUGGCACUUUGGAGAGACCAUGUGCACCCUCAUCACUGCCAUGGACGCCAACAGUCAGUUCACCAGCACCUAUAUCCUGACUGCCAUGGCCAUUGACCGCUACCUGGCCACCGUCCACCCCAUCUCCUCCACUAAGUUCCGGAAGCCCUCUGUGGCCACCCUGGUGAUCUGCCUCCUGUGGGCCCUCUCUUUCAUCAGCAUCACCCCCGUGUGGCUCUAUGCCAGGCUGAUCCCCUUCCCAGGGGGCACAGUGGGCUGCGGGAUCCGCCUGCCCAACCCGGACACUGACAUCUACUGGUUCACCCUAUACCAGUUUUUCCUGGCCUUUGCCUUGCCCUUCGUUGUCAUCACGGCCGCGUAUGUGAGGAUCCUGCAGCGCAUGACAUCCUCCGUGGCCCCUGCCUCGCAACGCAGCAUCCGGCUGCGGACAAAGAGGGUGACCCGCACAGCGAUCGCCAUCUGCCUGGUCUUCUUUGUGUGCUGGGCACCCUACUACGUGCUACAGCUGACCCAGCUGUCCAUCAGUCGCCCGACGCUCACCUUCGUCUACCUGUACAAUGCGGCCAUCAGCUUGGGCUAUGCCAACAGCUGCCUCAACCCCUUCGUGUACAUCGUGCUCUGUGAGACCUUCCGCAAGCGCUUGGUCCUGUCAGUGAAGCCUGCAGCCCAGGGGCAGCUUCGAGCCGUCAGCAAUGCCCAGACAGCCGAUGAGGAGAGGACAGAAAGCAAGGGCACCUAACGCUUCCCCUGUCACCCUGGGCACCUCCAAAUCAGGACACCACAGCAGACCAUGGGAAGAGAUGCUGAGAAAAACCCAAGACAGCUCUGGGAGAAUGCAGAGAGGCUGGGCGGUGAGGGGCUUUUGCAACUAGAAACAUUCCACAGGGCCCACCAAUUGCUGGGGAGGCUCGGAGCCAGGUGUAGGGGCUUCAUACAUCAAAAAUCCCCUUGGGAGAGCAGGAUGAGACCUUCGAGUUGAAGAGAAACUGAACAAGAAAAAUAUUUUGGUUUAAAUGUUCAAUGGAGCCCUACAUCUGCUAGCUCCCAAAUGACUUUUUCCCAAGAGAAGAGGUGGAAGGCUUCUGGCCGGGUUUAUUUAAAAUCAGGCAGGGCCUGGGUGUGGGCAGUGGGGUCAUACGGCACAGGGCCCUGGGGAGAUGGGAAAGGUCGUAUGGCCUCGGCUCUUUCCCAUGUCCCAUUAGUGAUGGAGGGCAGCCUUUCUCCCAAGCUGGAGGAUGAUGAAAAAUGAAGCAUGCCAUCUCUCUGUGUUCCAGCAUCCUGUGUUGAUUUCCCUUUGUCUCUGGGGGAUGCCUGUUUAUUUUGGGGGAGUGGGGCUCUGAGACCAUAGGAGUAAAAGCCCCAUUUGCUAGGAGAUCCACUUAUUGAGAAUGACAAACCUACCUGAGGUGGGCGUGGGUGUGGGUCGUGAAAUUAAGAAAAAUGGGGAGGGGCAAGGGAGCUUUUGCAGCUGUGGGGACAUUGUUUUCAUGGGGCACAUUUGUUGAUCACCAGAGCCAGAGUGAGCGCCCACCAGUGUCCUGCAUGUGCAGGGGUCAUUCUGAUGCCUGCUGUGUUGGCUUCAUCUUUUGGCUCUAGCCCUUCCUCUCCAAAAGAAAAAUGAAUAAAGGACAAUCUC